AUGUCUAAGUCCGCUGUGUCGCUCUGGUACUUGGGCAUCGACAUAGGUACCAGCUCUUUGCGGACGUCCAUUCUGAAUGAUCAGGGGGUUGUCGUAGGCGGAUCUGAACAAGCAAUCGAUGUCUAUUACCAUCCCUCCAACAAUCGUAUCGUUACGCAAGACUCGGCUCAACUCUGGUCUAAACUGCUGACUGCUAUCGAUGAAAGCUUGCAAGCAGCAAAAUCCAAAGCAGAAGGAACUUUGAACUCAAUAUGUUGCGGCGCAACCUGCUCGUUGGUGGUCGAGGACAAUGAUAACAGCCACGUAAUUCUCUGGAUGGAUCACAGAGGAGAGACAAAUUCUAUCAACAGCAAGAUGGAAUUGCACUACCCAAAAGUUCUGCAACGUCUUGGAGGGUCCAUCAUAGCAGAGAUGGCUUUGCCCAAAAUCAAAGAGUAUCUGAGGACGACCUCGUCCAGUCCUCGUAUAUAUGAUCUUCAUGACUGGAUCGAGUGGAAGCUUGCAGGUGAGGUGCUGACUAUACGGAAUUACAACACAGAAAAUAUAGGUAUCGACGGGUCGUUAAAGGGAUUUUCAAUUGACUGUCUUCACGAUCUGGAUAUCCCUCUCAAAGAGUCCCAGAUCGGCAGAGUCGAGAGUAUUCCAUAUCCAGGAAUACCGUUCGCUGGUACCCCUAUUGCCAAGCUUUCGCCCACCCUAGCUGAGAAAUGGGACGCUAAGUCUGCUGUGGUUUGCUCCGGAGUCAUAGACUGCUAUGCUUCCUUUUUUGCUCUGCAAAAGAGCGACUCAAGUCCAGAAGAAAACUUGGUGAUGGUAGCAGGAACAUCCACAUGCUACUUAACUGUUUCCAGAACGCCAAAAGAUCCUCCGCCGGGAAUUUGGGGACCAUUCCAUUUGACAGACAAGUUUUGGUUCUAUGAGGGAGGACUAAGCUGUUCCGGAAUUCUUUUCGAGUCUCUGCUUGAAAAUCACCCAGCAGCAAAAACGUUGGACAAGUCCAAAGAUAAAUUUGAGCAGCUCGAAGAACUGGUGGGUUUUUUCGUGGAGAGUGAGAAUCUGAGCUCCCCCUGGAAGCUGACAGAAAAAAGGAUAUAUAUUGGUGACUAUCUGGGAAACAGAACGCCGUUUAACGAUUCAGAGCUCUCGUCCGUCAUAAUUGGAGGAUCAUUGCGGCAGGACACAAAGGACCUGGUAUGCUGCUACCUCUCAAUCUUGGAAUACCUUGCCCUCUCUACAAGAAUGAUUGUUGACUGUUUCCGCAAAUCAGGAUUUGAUCUCAAGACAUUGCAAGUCUGUGGGUCUCAGGCUAAAAACGCUAGACUCAUGGAACUACUGGCAUUUAUUUUAGACGAUAUGAACAUCCUUCUUCCUAUAGACUUAGACUCGAAACUGAUUGGCGCUCGCGGAUGCUCGAUACUUGGCGGAUGUGCGGCGAAAGAUGCAAAGUUCAAAGCUGUCAAACACGUUCCAAACGAUACCCUGAAGAAACUGUUUGACACGAAAUAUGAAAUCAUGUUCGAGUUGAUCCAAAAACAGCAGGAGAUGAACCGGAGGCUUGCUAGCUGCACCAGUCGCUCUCAAGCACAGUGUUGA
Molecule: messenger RNA, 1593 nt
Organism: Ogataea haglerorum
Lineage: Eukaryota; Fungi; Ascomycota; Pichiomycetes; Pichiales; Pichiaceae
Exons: 1
Coding region: 1-1593 (530 amino acids)
Biological process (GO): carbohydrate metabolic process
Molecular function (GO): kinase activity
Source: RefSeq, a predicted model, not a curated record